Messenger RNA from Nicotiana attenuata, 1565 nucleotides. RefSeq lists its product as uncharacterized. The record is from RefSeq and is a predicted model, not a curated record. Lineage: Eukaryota; Viridiplantae; Streptophyta; Magnoliopsida; Solanales; Solanaceae. The transcript has 3 exons. The coding region runs from base 193 to 1155 and encodes 320 amino acids.
ACUGCAAUUGCACGCAAUAUUUGGUAUACAAAACAAAUAAACAAACAAGGACCAACGUGGGUGUUGGACUUUUCUAGACUACAAUUAUUACUUCAUUUCUCAGAGUCAGUGAUCAUCCCAGAUCUACUCUCUAUUUCUCCACUUCUUCUUCUUCUGUUGUGAAGAUUGAGAUCAGAUAAUUAGUGAUUAACAAUGUCAAGUACUCAUCAUGCUAAAACAGAUUCAGAAGUGACGAGCUUGGCACCAUCAUCGCCAAAUCGGCCCGUUUACUACGUGCAAAGCCCAUCAAGAGACUCUCAUGAUGGAGAAAAGACGACCAAUUCCUUCCACUCAACUCCCAUACUUAGCCCAAUGGGCUCACCGGGCCGGCAAUCCCGGGAUUCAUCAUCUACCAGGUAUUCCGGCUCACUCAAACCAAGUACACAGAAGUCAAGUACUAAUGGGUCCAGAAGCAGCAGCAGCAGACACCACCAACACCGUCAUAGGAAGGGAGAGAAGCAGCAGUGGAAAGAGUUUGAUGCUAUAGAAGAAGAGGGAUUACUUGACGACGAUGGCUAUCGCAAAGGUCUCCCUCGCCGCUGUUAUUUCCUGGCUUUUGUUGUUGGCUUCUUUGUGCUCUUCACUUUCUUUUCCUUGAUCUUGUGGGGUGCCAGCAGAAAUCAGAAACCUGUCGUCACCAUGAGGAGUAUUUCCUUCAAUGAGUUUGGGAUUCAAGCCGGUAUGGAUUCGUCGGGAGUUGCAACGGAGAUGGUAUCAAUGAACUCCACAGUGAAGAUGAGAUUUCGUAAUACAGGCACAUUUUUUGGGGUGCAUGUAACGUCUACUCCUCUGGUUCUUUCCUUUUCACAGCUCACCGUAGCUACUGGAAGUGUAAAGAAGUUUUACCAACGAAGAAAAAGUCAGAGAACUGUAGCGGUGACUUUGAUAGGAAGUAAAAUUCCAUUGUAUGGAGGAGGAGCCGACUUGAUAAGCAAGGAGGGGAAACCAGUAGCAGCAGUGUCACUGGUCCUAGAUUUCAAGGUUCGAGCCAGGGCUUAUGUUUUGGGAAGAGUGGUGAAGCCCAAGUUCUACAAUACGGUUCAAUGCUCCGUUGUUAUGGACCCUAAGAAAAUGAAUGUUCCCAUUUCCUUACAAAAAUCUUGUACUUACAUUUAGAACUAGGAAAUAGACCCAAUGAACACGGGGGAGUGUCUAAAACCAAAAAAAAGAAACAAACAAGGAGGGGGAAAGGCGACGUACGUUUGUCUUUAUUAUUAGAAAAUAACUUCAGAAUAUAGGUUGAAGUAAAGACCAGCUGGCGGUGCUUCGUUGAAGGUCCAAGUUUUGUUAUUUUUCAAAUGUUAAUUUUAUAGAGGAAAAGAGGUAUGGCUGUCAGGUUUGUCGCGGAAGGGGAGUAACAGUCUAGCCUGUGAUGUUGAGUGAAUUAAAUGCCAUUUGAUGAAAAAUAUAAGCCCUAGAAACUAAUGUAUUUAUAUUUAUAUUUUCCAAGUUUUGGUUCUUUGAUGAGUACUAUAUUACUGUACUAGAAAAUUUUGUGAUUUAAAUUCCAUCGUACGUCUAGCCAA